Molecule: messenger RNA, 621 nt
Organism: Hibiscus syriacus
Lineage: Eukaryota; Viridiplantae; Streptophyta; Magnoliopsida; Malvales; Malvaceae
Product: pollen-specific leucine-rich repeat extensin-like protein 1
Exons: 1
Coding region: 1-621 (206 amino acids)
Source: RefSeq, a predicted model, not a curated record
AUGGAGGACCCUUCUUCAAAAGAUCGAAAGUACCAGAACCAGAACCAACCGCCGCCUCCAUCUCGGAACGUGGAGCAACCAGAAAAAAAUAAACAACUCAUCAAUGGAGUAAUUCCGUCAAAACAUGAUUAUCAACAUAAACAGCACCGUUCGAUGGAGGACCCUCCUUCAAAAGACCGACAGAACAAGAACCAGCCGCUUCCUACACCUCGGAAGGUGGAGCAAGAAGAAAAAGAUAGACAACCUCCUUCAAAACACGAUCAUAAAGUUAAACAACACCGUCCAAUGGAGAACCCUCCUUCAAAAGACCUAAAGAACCAGAACCAAAACCAGCCACCCCCGCCUCCAGCGAGGAUGGAGCAACCAGAAAAUGAUAGACAGCCCUUCAAUAUUGGAGUAACCCCUUCGAGACACGAAUAUCUGCCUAAACAGUACCUUCCGAUUGAGAAUAUUCCUUCAAUAGAACCGAAGAAGCAGAACCAACCGCCGCCGCAGCACCUUCAAGCUAUUCCUGCAGACUAUCUUAAACAAUCGGACGAACCGCCGGAGCUUCAGCCGACUCCUUCUCCUGAUCCGCCUGAGACUGACAAAGGUUGCUGUCCCAAGUGCUGCAUCUUCUAA